AUGUGUGAUAAAAGAUACGUUUUGAAGUUUUUUAUACUAAAACCAACCCUUUCACCCAGCAAGGCAAAGAAUAAAUUUGGAUUUUUAGAAAUUUUUGAAUUAAUCUUGGAAUGGCUUAAAUUAGAAUCAAACUCAAAGGGGUCUCUACAAUUGAAAAGACUUCUUUCGCAAAGCCUUAUGUUAAAUGGAGCAAACAAAAUUGCAAAAACUUUGGCGAUGAUGCAAGCAUAA
Blepharisma stoltei is the source of this 231-nucleotide messenger RNA. The record is from the annotation of a GenBank genome assembly. NCBI's taxonomy places the organism in Eukaryota, Ciliophora, Heterotrichea, Heterotrichida, Blepharismidae.